Syngnathus acus (greater pipefish) is the source of this 2513-nucleotide messenger RNA. RefSeq names its product serine and arginine rich splicing factor 7a (gene srsf7a). Lineage: Eukaryota; Metazoa; Chordata; Actinopteri; Syngnathiformes; Syngnathidae. Gene Ontology annotation, cellular component: nuclear speck. The transcript has 8 exons. The record is from RefSeq and is a predicted model, not a curated record. Bases 242 to 1027 code for a protein of 261 amino acids. Gene Ontology annotation, biological process: mRNA splicing, via spliceosome. Gene Ontology annotation, molecular function: RNA binding; zinc ion binding.
UCUCGGAUUUUGCCUCCCGGUUAACCCGUAUGUCGUAGCACUCACCUCGCUCACCCUCUGCCGGAGUCAUGCGUGAAGUCUGUUAACGGAAUUCAGUGUCUCUUUUUCUUGCGAAUCAUUCGUCGUGCGUAAGUGCGAUCCCGGAGGUUGGAAGAAAAAAGGAGCCUUCCCCAGGCUGGGUGAAACUAAUACGGUUCGAAGGUGAAUUGGAGAUCGUAGACGUAACUGCGGAAGAAGCCAAAUGUCGUCCUACUAUUCGUCGUCCCGUAGUUCGUCACGGGCCACUGACUGCAAAGUCUAUGUGGGUGACCUGGGCAAUGGUGCUGCCAAGGGGGAGUUGGAGCGGGCCUUCAGCUACUACGGUCCACUGAGGACCGUCUGGGUGGCCAGGAACCCACCGGGGUUUGCUUUUGUUGAGUUUGAGGACCCAAGAGAUGCUGAGGAUGCUGUGAAAGGCAUGGAUGGAAAGCUCCUGUGUGGCUCACGUGUACGCGUUGAGAUGUCAACGGGCAUGUCCAGAAAGGGCCGUGGACGCCCCAGCCGGCGCCAAUUCGACCCGAACGACCGCUGCUACCAGUGUGGGGACCGCGGCCAUUACGCCUAUGACUGCUACCGCUUCAGCAAGCGAGGAGGAGGAGGCCGUCGUAGCAGCAGGUCUCGUUCCCGCUCCCGGUCACGAUCCAGGUCCCGUUCUCGUGGACGUCGCUACCGAUCUCGUUCUCACUCUCGCAGCCAUAGCCGCAGCAGGAGCCGUCGCCGCUCUCCAUCCUACGCGAGGCGCAGAAGCAGGUCUGGCUCCCCGGCCCGCUCCAAGUCCAGGACUCCGAUAAGAAGUCGCUCCAGGUCUCGUUCUCGGUCCAGAUCCGCACCAAGAGGGCGCUCCGCUUCCCGUUCUCGCUCUCGAUCACCCUCGGCCAAUCACAAGAGGAACAGUGUGUGCUGGGAGCUGCGCACUGCGCUGACACUACAGCUGAUCCCAGGCCCAGGGUCUGCCAGCUGGCGGUGUGUACAUCCUGCGGGAGGGUGACUAAGCGCUGACCUGAGAUCAGCCUUCGCCUGGCGUUAGACAGCGAGAACCUCCCCCCACGCAGUGAAUGGGUGACCGUCUGGCCGACCGACGCACACGCUCAGACGAGAUCAGCCCGUGCACUCUUACGACUGUUCUCCUAGAGUCACCCAAGGCCGCCAGCCAGCCGGCAGAUCUACCAGAGCGCCGACACGAACAAUUCAGAGUUCGACCAUUUAAAAUCCAUUACCUACCUACCAGACCCCCUACUACUACUACUACCUACCUACCAGAGCUCUGCGGCCUCUGUCUUAGCUUCUGAAAAUGAGAGCGAGCUGACCAGAGAUCAGUCUACAAGAGCGUAGUCAUCCGUCCUUCAGUGCUUUCAUCCUUCGCUUCUCUGUACUUGUUGUUUCUGCCAGUGUCUCCAAAGGUAACGACAACCCCCUACUCCCCCACCCCAUCCUCUCUAUCUACCCCCAUUCCUCACAUGACAAGCUCUAUUUUAUGGUCAAAGCAAAUCCACAGACUUGAUGUACAGUGGGGAAAUGGGUGGCGACCAAGUAAAAAGUUAAGAAUGAGCAUGCUCGCGUGAGUGCUGUGAGUGUGUGUGUUGUCUCGGAGGAGCGCAUGUGUUACAUGGGCAGAAACGUUCAUCUGAAGCCAGAAGUGCUGAAGGCCAACCAGACAGGUUGUCCUUUUCCUACCCUUUCGCAUCAAGGACUCUAGUUAGCCGGUGAAGGGCAUUGCUGCAAUUUUGUCCUAAGAGCACAAGAUGUCACCCACUUUUUUAGUAGUGAGGUGAUAGAUCGGUUUUACUUAGCACUGAGGACGCCAUUAUUCAUUUCUCAUUUUAGACCUGGGCCAUGACAUGUAACCCGGCAAGUUACUUCUGACAAGUUGUUCAAAUGACAGUGGAGUGAGUGUGUUGUCGUGAGGGCGGCGGUUGUCUUCGACCUUCGAGCCUCCCCUACAGCGAACUGACUCCUCCGUUUUUCUGUUUCAGUCGUUCCCGUUCAGCAAGUCAAAACCGAAGUCCAACACCGGCCGCCAACUGAGUGAAGAACAAAGCUACUCCAACGUCCGUUUUACAACAGCCCGCCACAUUUUCCAUGUCAGGUUGUUUCAUUUCUAUAGACAAUGUGCAGGUUCAGAGGUCAAUAUCCUCUUGUCUUUAAUGUCUUUGUUUUGUUUCAAGCUAAAUAUUGGAGUGGACUUUUAACCAAUUUGAAGACUUUGAGGGUCUAGUGUCUAACAUACUUUGAAUCAACCAUUCACGAGGCAGAUAAUCACGACCUGCUGUUUUUCAUGAAUAACCUUUUCUGUGCUGCACUGCCCCCUCAACUUAAAACGUUUAUGCGCAAAAUAGAUUUCAUGUUUUUGGCUUCUUUUUUUUUCCUGUGUAUUAUAAUUUUUAAUUUGAUUUUGGGAGAGGAAGGGCUGCUUGAACAGUUGUUUCUAUUAACACAUUGGCAGUUUCGUUUUUAAAUAAAUCUCUCCAACAUAA